Molecule: messenger RNA, 561 nt
Organism: Bombyx mandarina (wild silkworm)
Lineage: Eukaryota; Metazoa; Arthropoda; Insecta; Lepidoptera; Bombycidae
Source: RefSeq, a predicted model, not a curated record
AUGAAAUAUUUCAUUGUCAUUUUCUGUCUCGUCUCUUCGGUUUAUUCAAAAAGCUUUGUGCAUCACCCCGCUGCUUAUGGAGAUCGCCGCUGUGUCAACAUGUGGGAUGAGGGCUGUAUCAAUGGACAGCUUCCGGGAUCGGGUUGGGAUGACUAUUAUUUGAAUGGUAACUUUAAUCCCGGCAAGCGGUGCCUUAAUAUGUGGGAUGACGGCUGUGCCAAUGGACAACUACCCGGAGCAGGCAACGAUGACUAUUACCUCGGCGGUGGAUUCAAUCCAGGCAAGCGUUGUGUCAACAUGUGGGACGAAGGCUGCAUCAAUGAUCAAAUUAAUGGAGCCGGUAACGAUGACUAUUAUUUGAACAACGGCUUCAAUCCAGGCAAACGUUCCGUGAUUGAAUUGUUCAAGAAACUGCAUAAAACGAAACCUAAAUUAUAAAAACUUUGUCGAUUUAAAGAAAACAUCCGUCCAUUUAAUUUUUUAUCUACACUGUGUUUUUUGUGAUUCAAUUUAAUUUUUAAGAUCCGUUAUAGUUUUCGCAAUUAUAUGACUUUGGCAAUU